Molecule: messenger RNA, 1323 nt
Organism: Nannochloropsis gaditana CCMP526
Product: sorting nexin 1
Exons: 2
Coding region: 1-1323 (440 amino acids)
Cellular component (GO): endosome
Molecular function (GO): phosphatidylinositol binding
Source: RefSeq, a predicted model, not a curated record
AUGGCCAACAGUUCUCCUAAUCCGACAGCAGCUUUGAACGGUCUCCUUGUCUCCGUCGCGGACCCUCUGAAGCACAACGAAGGUGUGCAAGCCUGGAUUGGCUAUACCGUUGUCACUCAGGCUGACGACAGCCGUAGCGAGUUCCAAGCCCCCCGCACAAGUGUCCUCCGCCGCUACUCUGACUUCAACUGGUUGCAUAUGAAGUUGAGCCACUCCUUUCCUGGACGUAUCCUCCCCCCUCUUCCUGAAAAGGCCAUGGUCGGUCGCUUCGAAGCCCCCUUCGUGGAAGCGCGCCGCCGCGCCCUGGAGCGCUACUUGUUGCGCGUGGUGAAGCACCCUGAGUUGGGAAAAAGCAGUGACCUGGUCCUAUUUUUGCAGGAAAAUGAGGCCAAACUCGAGCACGCCAAGGCGGAAUGGCGGCGUGAGCAGAUGAGGCAACCCAAGGUGCUGCGCUUGGUCAAGCAAGCCUUCGCCCACAUGGAGCACUCCCUCUCUAGUGCCUCCACCGGAAAGGUCGAGGUUCCCCGGAGCGAUUCCGACGCCGUCCUGGACGACAUUGCGACCUGCGUGCACGUCUUGGAGGUGCACUUCCACAGCGCCGCGCGCGAGGCCUCUACCUGGGUCCGGAGGGAGAAGGAGGCAGCCGACGGGUGCUUCCAGCUCGGCCUCGCGCUCACCCUGCUGGGCCAGAACGAGGCUGGAGGGUUGGGGGAAGUAAUUAGGGGCACGGGGCAUGCUUUGGACGCGGCGUCGGUGCUGGCAACCGGGGCUGUGGAAAGCUCUGGCUUGCUCUUGGAGGGGCCACUGGUGGAGUGGAGCCGGGGGCUGGGCUCCGCCAAACUCGCUUUGCUUCGACGCAUGGAGGCUCGGAGAGCCUACCACGAGGCCUUGGUGGAGGUGGCGGUACGCGCGCAGGGCAAAGAGAAGUGGGUAGGUAUGAUUGGAAAGGAGGACAAGCUGCAGGCGGCCGAGGGGGCGUGGGGAAAGGCGGUGGCGGCGGCGGAGGCGAAGAAUAAGGAGUUUGAGACCGUGUCGGGGAGGAUUGUGCGGGAUUGGGGGGCGUUUCGGGAGGAAAAGGCCGAGGAACUGCGAAAAGCGGCGGUGGCAUUCCUGGAGGCGCAGGUGGGACGACACGAGAAGAUGCGGACGGCCUGGGCGGGGGCCCUCUCGAAAGUUAAGGAGGUGGAUCCCAAGCAGGGCCUGAAUCAGGAGGCCACGACAGGGGGAGGGGAGAAGGGGGGGGCGAGCCGGGACGAGGGGGGAGCUGGUAGGGGGGCGGGGGCGGGCGGAGGGAAGGGGGAAGAGGAGAUGAUAGCAGAGUGA